GCUUCAUUUUGUAGCGCCAUCUUCAGUGCAUUUCAGGACUUGUAAGGCGAGGAAAUGGCAUUCACAUUUGCUGCGUUUUGUUACAUUUUGGCUCUAAUUUUAACGGCGUUUUUGAUAUUUUUUGCUAUUUAUCACAUUAUUGCAUUUGAUGAACUAAAAACUGACUACAAGAACCCAAUAGACCAGUGUAAUAGUUUAAAUCCAUUGGUGCUGCCAGAGUAUGGGAUCCAUGCCCUUUUUACAAUCUUAUUUGUAUUUGCCUGGCAGUGGGGCACUGUACUGCUGAAUGUUCCCCUAAUUGCUUACCAUGUCAACAGGUGCCCCUAUCAGAGGAUACUGGACAAGGAGGAUCUCACAUGUAGGCUCAGAGAAGAAAACUGA
Lingula anatina is the source of this 381-nucleotide messenger RNA. RefSeq names its product protein cornichon homolog 1-like. The record is from RefSeq and is a predicted model, not a curated record. Lineage: Eukaryota; Metazoa; Brachiopoda; Lingulata; Lingulida; Lingulidae. Gene Ontology annotation, biological process: vesicle-mediated transport.